Messenger RNA from Brenthis ino (lesser marbled fritillary), 1494 nucleotides. NCBI's taxonomy places the organism in Eukaryota, Metazoa, Arthropoda, Insecta, Lepidoptera, Nymphalidae. The record is from the annotation of a GenBank genome assembly.
AUGGUUUUGGCUGAAAGAAGCAAUGAUGUUCGAAACGGGAAGCGUUCUAGAGGGCCAAGCCCGAAUGGUCACGGUAGCCCUGAUUCUAGUUCUGAAGAUGAAAAUGUAGUGCCAUUUGCAGCUGAAAAGAUAAGAGUGGGUCGAGAUUACCAGGCUGUGUGUCCUGAGCUAGAACCUUUGGAGCAGAGGAGACCUGAUCAAAUAUCUGACAGAGCCUUACUUGUUUGGUCACCUACUUCUGAUAUCUCUGAUAUUAAAUUGGAUGAAUACAUUACAACUGCAAAGGAAAAAUAUGGCUAUAAUGGUGAACAAGCACUUGGAAUGCUAUUUUGGCAUAAGCAUGAUCUCAACAGAGCAUCAAUGGAUCUUGCAAACUUCACACCUUUUCCUGAUGAGUGGACAGUUGAGGAUAAAGUAUUGUUUGAACAAGCUUUUCAGUUCCAUGGCAAGAGUUUUCACAGAAUACGACAAAUGUUGCCAGAUAAAUCAAUAGCAUCACUUGUUAAAUACUACUACUCAUGGAAGAAAACAAGGUCAAGAACAUCAUUAAUGGAUGUUGUAAGUGAAGGUCGUAAUGCUGCUGGUUCUGGAACUGGCAAAAGAGAGUCUGGUGCAGGAUCAGAACCUGGGGGUUCUGAUAAAGAUUCUGAUAAUGAUGAAAAGGGAGACGGAGGCGAGGCGGGCAAGUGGUGUACGGUGUGCGGCAUUCUCUGUUCGCAGACCACGGCGCACAAUUCGCACAAAUUGUGCCAGGCAUGCCUCGUGCACGCCAGACGCACGGGCACGAUGAGACCGUUGUGCGGGCCGUCCGGGCGACGCGGGCCCGGCUCUAAACAGCAGCGGUACAAGCACCGCCUGCCGCGCGGCAUUUACAUCAAUCACGACGAUCUCGUUGCCAUGGCAACCGGCCCGCAGCCCGGCGAACCCGCCCAGCCCGGCUCCGUCAAUCAGGGCGAAGCCCUACUCAAGGCCAUGGACAGGGAGGUUAUCUCGCUCAAGAGACAAGUACAACAGAACAAACAACAAUUAAGUGCGAUGAAACGCAAAGUAGGGGACACGGGAGUGGAGGAGCUCCGACCUGGGGAACCCCCAGCAAAGAUAAACUCACGGUGGACUAAUGACGAAUUACUCAUGGCUGUCACUGCUGUCAGGAAAUAUGGUAAAGACUUCCAAGCGAUCGCAGAGACAUUAGGCACGAAGACAGAAGCCCACAUCCGUACAUUCUUCAUCUCGUACCGCCGCCGGUACAACCUGGACGCGGUGUUGCGAGAACACGAAGCAGACCGUGGCAACGCUAAUCAUAUACAAGCUGGUGCUACUGGCACAGAGUCUACAGAGAAUGAUGUAGAUAGCAGUAAUGCCAAUAAUGGGACAAAUUCUCCACAAACCAACACAAAAGAAGAGAAAACAGAAGUAGACAGUGAGGGAGUAGCAAUAGGAGCGUCGGCGGAGCAGGGCGGGCCGCCCACCACGCCGCCCAAGCACAAAGCCAAG